GAAGGGGGCGCGGUUUCAGGGAGAGCAGCGAAGGGCGGGACGUGGGUGAAACGGCUGGUUGCCAUGGGUUCGCUUCCGGCGCUGCCAGGCGGAAGUGGCUGGAAUUCUGGUGCUGGUUUGUGUCUGGCGUCGUCGCUGUCGGGCAUGGUGGCUGAGACCGGAACAACUGGAAGAAGAUCCUUCAUGAAUAAUUUAAAUCCAGAACAAUUAUGUUUGUUUGUGUUUGCCUUUGAGAACUAUUCCACGGACGGAUUUAAGUCUGAGGACAAGAUCUGAGGAGUCAGCCAAGAUAUGAUAAUGGGACAUUGCGACUUGCGCACUCAACAGUACACAUACUGUAGAAUGGACAUCGUACUGUAGAACGGACAUCUAUGUUAUGAGAUGGAAAAUUCUUUAAGAACCUUAAAGACUUGAGGGAAAUUAUUUUGAGAUCAGAAAACCAAGUCAUAAACCUUGAGGUAGUGGCAAAGAUUACACGAGUACUUUUUCAUAUUUCUGGCAUAAGAAGAUCUAUCUAGGCAGCUAAAGAAGCACCACUCAUUUUGGGGUAUCUGCACUGAUUCUUCAAGAAGCAGCUUGGAAGGGGGAGGGGGUGUCAAGAGGCCCCCCUCCCCCAAGAGAGUGUUUUUUGACUCUCCAUCCUACAUCAAGGGAGCAAGGGAGCAAGGAUGUUUACCAGGUUGAUGGUGACAAUUUGAAGCUCAUCCGAGGGGUGGACAUCAGAGGACAGGGUGCGGCCUAUGCCUUUGAAGGAUGCUGAAGAAAAGUAACCUGAUUCUCUGGGGCCUGGUGCUUUUUGUGGCCUGGAACGCUGUGAUCCUCUUCUUCCUGUGGACUCGGCCACAGUCUUUAUCGGACCAUAGCCGCUUAACUGAAGAGGUGAUCCGACUGGCCCAGGAUGCUGAGGUAGAAUUGGAGCGCCAGAAGGAGCUUUUACAUCAGAUCUACCGCUAUAGUUCACUCUGGAACAUACGGAAAUCCAAAACUCUCCAUCUGUCAGCUGCAGUGUCGGUCCAGCCUUCCACAGCUGCGCUUUCACCCCAUCACAGUCAGAUAUCACCUGAUGCGGUUUUACCUGUGGUGGUGAUUGCCUGCGACCGCAGCACAGUCCGCCGUUGUCUAGAUAAACUGUUGCAUUACCGUCCCUCAAAGGAGCGAUUCCCCAUCAUUGUAAGCCAGGACUGUGGACAUGAGGAAACAGCUAGAGUCAUUGCCUCCUAUGGAGAUUCUAUCAUGCACAUCAAGCAGCCCAAUUUAAGUGAUAUCCCUGUGCCUACCGACCAUCGCAAGUUUCAGGGAUACUACAAAAUUGCUCGACACUAUCGCUGGGCUUUGAGCCAGCUUUUCCGGACCUUCAAAUACCAAGCAGCCAUUGUAGUGGAAGAUGACUUGGAAGUCGCCCCAGAUUUCUUCGAAUAUUUUCAAGCGAGUUUCCCACUUCUGCUGGCUGACCCGACUCUUUGGUGUAUCUCUGCCUGGAACGAUAAUGGCAAGGAACAGAUGGUAGACGUUGCCCAUCCCGAACUUCUCUACCGUACUGAUUUUUUCCCUGGUCUGGGCUGGCUUCUGCUCUCUGACUUGUGGGAUGAGCUGGAACCCAAGUGGCCCAAGGCUUUCUGGGACGACUGGAUGCGACAGCCUGAGCAGCGGCAGGGCCGUUCGUGCAUCAGGCCUGAAGUGUCACGCACAAUGACUUUUGGCCGUAAAGGCGUGAGCCACGGUCAGUUCUUUGACCAAUAUCUGAAGUUCAUCAAGCUCAAUGACCGUUUUGUGCCUUUCACCCAGAUGGACCUUUCUUACCUCAAGAAGAAUAACUAUGAACACUCAUUCUUGGCCCAAGUCUACGGUGCCCCUGAACUGCGUGUCGAAGAAUUACAGGGGAACCAGCGCCGGGAGUUAGGUACUGUCCGAGUGCAGUACACCACUCGUGAUUCUUUCAAGGCCUUUGCAAAAGCCUUGGGUGUUAUGGAUGACCUCAAAUCAGGAGUGCCCCGUGCUGGUUAUCAGGGCAUUGUGAGCUUCCUUUACCGAGGCCGCCGUGUUUUCUUGGCUCCUCCUCCUGACUGGACAGGCUACGACCCCAGCUGGAGUUAGCAGCUGAGGAUUUUUGAGCAUGUUGGAUCCCAUCGGGAAAAGGGUGCUUGGGUGGGGGUGGGGGCAAAACUCUGUGUUUUCUUCUCCUGUGUGGUAUUCAAGGUGCAUUCCAGGAACGAGGAUUGUUUUGUGCACUUAAUUUGGGGGAGGAGUUAAUGGCAGGAGGGACGGAUUACGGGGGUAUUCCAAAGCCCCAACAUCAUAGAUGAGAGGAGCAUUCUGGGUUCCCUGUUCUCUUCCCGAUGCCUGUCUUCCUUCUCGACGCUGCUGCCUGUCCACCGAUUAGAUCCUUGGUGGCCUGUCCAAAUGUGUGCAUUUUGAGGUCGAAAUGAGUGCUAAACCAAAGCAGUGACCCGCUGAAGCUUUCCCAGUUUCGUUGAGAUAACAGCAGGCCAGAGCAACUUGUGAUCUUUUGAGACAGAUGUAGCUCCUCAGUCAAGUAGUCUGUGUUUGGCCACAGACUUUUCAUACAUAUCUUUAAAUUCUAGCCAAGCAAAAUGGGGAGACUCGUUAAGCUCCCGAGAAACUACGAUUCAAAACUGGCACACUGCAUUCAACUUGUUAGGUCGCAGGUAAGCUAUAGGGAGAAAAUAAAAGUUGUUUUUUUUUUCUCUCAGCUCUUGGCUGCUGCUUCACGUCUCACCUGGGGCAUACUGUAAGGUUUGGAAAGCAGGAAGCUCUUUCAGGUGAUCAUUGAACCCCCCUCAAAAGGACCAUCUUUAUUGACCAUAUUGGCCAUUUUUAUGUUGAUCUCUUAGAUAUCCUAAUUCUUUAACCCUAUUGAAUGGGACAACAGAGAUACAAUGUGUGCACGACAACAAACUUAAGAUGAUUGUCACUCAGAUGAGAUGGAAAGGAAGGUCAGAGCCUCUUUUAUUUGCUUUUUUUAACUUGGGCAUGAGGAUAGAGUAGUCAGAGCGCAUGAACGUGGGCUGCUACCUUUUUUAUAGCUCCCUGCCGGGACCUGUUAACUUUAGCUCAAAUAAAGUUUUGGAUGGAGGUGGGCAUUUUCUUCUCAUCCUCUAACUUGCUUCUAUGAGAUACAUGAAGGUCUGGCUUUGCGGCCUUCUAGCCACUGCCUGCUGUCGAAUGAUCCUUUCUGUAAGCCCCAGUGGAAGAUGAUGGGCUGCAGGUGGGCCAUUAAGCUUGAAAACAGCUCUGGGAAAGGAAGGCCCAAGGCUAGCCCUUCAGGACGCAGGAGGGGACAUCCAGGCAUUUCAAUCUCCACUCUGAAAUGAUAGAGACUUUCAAUAUAUCUAUUGACUGUCUAUUCAAAGGAAGCCGACCGAUGUCUCGCUGUGGCUGCCAUGUUCUCUUCCCAGGUUCAUGAGGAGAACUUGCCCUAGGCUGCCUUAAUUUCCAUGGUGUAGGAAAUUCCAUCCAGAUCUACGGCAGAGUGUGCUGGUGGCUCGGUUGCAUUUUUUUUUUAAUUGCUGGGGUUUUGUUUUUUUUCCUGAAAGGCCAUAUUUGGAACUGGUCACUGCUACGUAUCUGGAUCACGGUGGGCGCUAAGUAGAGUGGAGGGAGGAGACUUCUUGAGGCAUUGGAGCAUCUCACGAAAGGACACCUCCAACCCAAGGAGUCCAGCCUUAUUCAGUGGGGCAGAGUCCGCCUUCCCCGUUCUUGCCUUUGGGAGUUGCCACCGAGCUGCUCCAGAUGGCCGUUUUAGGAGGCAGGCAGGAGGAAGCAACUUCACACCUCCUUUGGCCAAAAUUUAGACUACACCAAAGGGUAUAUUGCGUUAUUUGAAUGCUUGUUACUUUUUUUCCCCCUUUUUUUAAAAAACGUGCAUAAGACCAUCUCUGUGAUGAAUGGAGGAAGGGAGGUUGUGUUUUGGCAUUCCGCUUCAGUGAGGGGAGGUUUUUUUUCCCCCUUCGUAUAUCUGCUCUUCUAGUUGGUGCAGGGGGGGGGGGGUCGGGGAGGAGAUGGUGCCUUGGGGAGACUGCUUUGAAUGGCUGGAUGCAUCUGCUUACGUCCUGAGGUUUUUUCCUUUUGGAAAAAAAAGAAACUAAUGCUGCAGAGAAUGGGGCUCUCUUUAAAAAAUUUUUUUUAAAAAAAAUGACCUGCUGUGACCUGCGUCUGGAAUAUUGAUAAUUUGGACGUGUUUCUAGGUUGAUUUUUCACUUUUAAUUCUCUGCGAAGAGACUACUGCUUGACGCUUUUCUGGGUCAGGCUUCCAUUUGAAAAGAAAGCAAAGUAGGGCAGACCUGUGUAUAGAACAUGAGUGGGAAAGUCUCCAUGGGGAGAGCAAAGGUCUUUUGGCACGAUUUCACUCACCUGUAACAGUUUCCUGAAUAGACAUGCGGAAAUGAUCACUUUGAGCCCUCGGUUUACGAUGUGGUCCCCUUCAGAACCGUUGUACUCCAUUUUAUCUGGAUGGGGAGGGUGUAAUGGAAAAUUGGAUUAUUAUUUUUUGGGGGGCAGGUUAUUUUAAUCCCAAUUUUCAAGAUUUGCUGGAUCCUGGGUGAAAGAAUUGCCCUUUUUAAAACUAGAAACAGCAAGAGAGCUGUUCUUACCUUUAGUAUUAUGUUCUGGGACUCAGCCUUGAUGUCUCGGUUUGCAAGUAUAUUGCCAUCUCCUCUCAGUAGAAGGCAGCUAAUUGAACUUAUGGAGGAAGGGAAGGGAAAAUGGAAAUCUCUUUUAGGGUUCCCUCCUUUCACUUCUGUCCUCUGGUGCUCAGUCAGCCAAUCAAUCAGGGAAAUGAAAACAGGAGGACAGAGAUAAAUCCUUUUUUUUUUUUUUCCUGAAUCCUCAGUUCUGUGUAACUUAAUCCACACCAUCUGUAGCCCAAACUCUCUCCUUUGCCCUACUGUCCUUAUUAGUGUUUUGUCCUAGGUCACAGUGAAAUGAUCACGUUUCCCAAUCCAGUCUGUGAUUUGGGGGAAACAAUUGGAAGAUGCUCAGCGGAGAUCCCAGCAGAAAGGAAAACCCACCAGCAGCCACAAUUCUUCUCCCUUUCUGUCCUGAGCUGUUUUCUGUUCCUGAAAAUAUCUCUGCUGAAAAUUCUAGCUGAAAAAUAAGUUGUCGCUACAUCUGGAUGUUUGAAUCAAGGUUGUUUGACGGAGAGACGCUAAUUUUAUGUUCACAACUAAUUGGUGAGAAGAACUGAAAGAAGCAAAAAUUUAAAAAAAAAGUUAUUUUCCACAAUAAAAUAAAAGCCGUUCCUUUUCA
Molecule: messenger RNA, 5265 nt
Organism: Crotalus tigris (Tiger rattlesnake)
Lineage: Eukaryota; Metazoa; Chordata; Lepidosauria; Squamata; Viperidae
Gene: MGAT1
Product: alpha-1,3-mannosyl-glycoprotein 2-beta-N-acetylglucosaminyltransferase
Exons: 3
Coding region: 754-2094 (446 amino acids)
Biological process (GO): protein N-linked glycosylation
Cellular component (GO): Golgi apparatus
Molecular function (GO): alpha-1,3-mannosylglycoprotein 2-beta-N-acetylglucosaminyltransferase activity
Source: RefSeq, a predicted model, not a curated record